Zasmidium cellare ATCC 36951 is the source of this 1359-nucleotide messenger RNA. RefSeq lists its product as uncharacterized. The record is from RefSeq and is a predicted model, not a curated record. NCBI's taxonomy places the organism in Eukaryota, Fungi, Ascomycota, Dothideomycetes, Mycosphaerellales, Mycosphaerellaceae. The coding region runs from base 1 to 1359 and encodes 452 amino acids. The transcript is spliced from 6 exons.
AUGGUAACAGAAGAACCCCAAUCCAACGGCAAAGGUACCGCCACCACCGAACCGGCACCAGCAAUUUCAGACUACCUCGCAUCACCAAACGCAGUCUUCAAAGACGAAGGCGUCCAGUGGCGAUACGGCCGAGCACCAGACUACUCCAAGACACGCAAAGUCUGGGAAGAAGGCAAACGCAUGAACCACGCCGCCGGGAGUCUGGAGGAAAUGGUCGAGAAUCUGGUCAAGAACUGGGAAGUCGAGGCGUCGUUCAAGCCGAGGCUGUCGGAUUGGAGGACGAUUGAUCAUGAGAAGUAUUCGUUUGCGAUGGGGGGAGGGGAACCUCAGUCUGCGGAGCAUAUGAUUAAGGUUGGCACAUACAACGGCAUCAUCGCCCCGAACGAGUACUACAGUCCUGAGAACUCGGACUUUGCGUCUAGUCACAAGACGUUCAAGCGCAUGAUGCCCACCUUCGCCUGGGAAGUCCUGGAAGUCUACAGCGGUCCCCCGCGAGUCGCCUUCCGCUGGCGCCACUGGGGCUACAUGAAGAACGACUACGUCGGUUUCAACGACAAAGGCGAAAAAGUCAUUGCCAAAGCCCACGGCGGCAUCAUCGACAUCGAAGGCGUGACGGUCGCCGAGGUAGACGACAAAGUCCGUCUGCGAGCCAUUCAGACUUGGAUGGAUCCGCUGGAGAUGUUUCGGCAGAUUGCGCCCAAGGGGGUGGUGAAUCGGGUUGCUAUGGAUCGGAAUGUGGAGAGGGAGGUUGCUUUGGAUGAUGCGACGAGUGUGAAUGAUGGGGAGGUGGUUGCGGAGCAGCGUAAUGGGAAGGGGGAGCAUGUUGGGGAUGCUGCGCCGGGUGAGGUGGUAGAGAAGAAUAUCUCUGCUAGUACCGGGGUGGUCGCUGACGAGGUUGUUCCGCAUCAGGGGACCUCCGAGCAGGAUAAUGGAAGCACUAAUGGCACUGCAAAGGAACAGAACGCCAACGGCGCAAAAGCCAUCAUCGAGACCGCAGCAAGCCAAGGAGCCGCAAUGGACAUCGACACCCCACCGUCAAACUACCACGACACCACGCAGCACCUCUCAGCAGACCAAGUCCCCUCGAGCGAACACCAACCCACCGCCGACCCCCUCGACCCCCGCAUGACCAAAGCUGCCAAGCUCGAACCCCCCACCGCCCACGACGCCAUCGACGCUCACCUCGAGCAACCUGCCUCGCAGGUCCAUCCUCAGCCUAAGGAUGCUGAAGUGAAUGUCUCACCGGCGGCGGGCGAGGCGGUGGUUGCGGCGACUGGGAGCGAGGAGACGCGGCUGACGCAGGAGGAGAUGAGUAGGUUGUCGCCGGGUGAGUGUCCUUUCUUGAUGAACCGUGAGUAG